AUGAAACUUGUUAAAAACAUUAUAAACUUGAUGAAACAGAAGAUGCUCUUGAUUCAUAUGUUUUGGUCUCGGCCGCAUGCAAUCACUCUACUCUUGGCUACUCUUGGCUACAGCGUGGCUUCGGCGUGGCACGCAUUUGUACCCCCUAAUAUAGACCCCCGCUGUGAUCGACUUUUUAGUUGGGCUUUAGAAGCCGGUCUUCCAGAAGCCAACCCUCACGUUCAUCACAUUCGUACAACACCACCAUGCAAUAUUAAAAAGGACUUCCUGAUGAUGUUGAGAGAACAUAAGGAUAUAGAUAGGCACUCGAGAUGGGCGGAUGUCAAGAAGAAAGUAGAAAAUGAUCCACGAUAUAAAAAUGCGGAUUCAUCAGCCACUCGAGAAGGAAAAGGAGAAAAAGAGUCCAAGGAGCGCAAAGAACGUAAGGAUUCAUCAUCUAAACAUGAAAAUAAAAAAGAAUCGGGUAAGAAGGAUGAAAAAAAUGUGAGUGCGGAUUCAGCAUCCGUAUUAUCUUCUGGGGAGCAACUGAGUGAAGGAGAGGGAUCUCAUAAGGAGCGCACACUAAGCAACAACAGUAUGACUGAAGAGGAAGACGAAAAGCAAAAGGAAAGAGAAAAGAAAGCACGGGCAGAGCAGAGCAUAAGAGAGAGGGAGAAGGAAGUGCAGAGAACUCUAGCUACUCACAUGAGAGACAGGGACAAGGAGAGAGAACAUCACAAGCGGGAUGAAGCCGUGCAGCAUUUUACGGCGCUUUUAUCUGAUUUGGUACGCACCGGUGAACCAACAUGGCGUGAGGCAAAACGGCUUCUUCGUAAAGAUCACCGAUGGGAUUUAGCUGAUCUUCUUGAUCGGGAAGAAAAGGAACGGCUAUUUGAUACGCAUAUGGAACAACUGAAUAAGAAGAAACGUGAUAAAUUCCGUGAAAUGCUUGAUGAUCUGCAGCAGGUAACAUUAACUAGCAGUUGGAAGGAAGUGAAGAAGAUAAUCAAAGAAGAUCCUAGAUACACCAAGUUUUCUUCAAGUGAAAAGUGUGAACGAGAGUUUAGAGACUAUAUGAAGGAUAAACUUGGUCUUGCAAAGGUGGCUCUGAAGGAGCUGUUGCAAGAAACAAAACUUAUAACACAUAAAUCAUUAGCCACUGUGAAAGAAAAUCCACAACAUUUAACUGAAAUUGAGAACCUAUUAACCAUGGAUAAAAGGUAUUUAGUUUUAGAACAUUUAGGUACUGAAAGGACUAAUAUAGUCAUGAACUAUUUAGAAGAACUUGACAAGAGGGGGCCGCCGCCUCCUCCUACAGCAUCUGAACCUACACGAAGACUUAAGUAGAUUUUACAAAGGCAAUAUUUAGUUGCAUACAAAUAAUGUUUUUAUAGUAAAUA
Ctenocephalides felis (cat flea) is the source of this 1379-nucleotide messenger RNA. RefSeq names its product transcription elongation regulator 1-like. Gene Ontology annotation, molecular function: RNA polymerase binding; transcription coregulator activity. NCBI's taxonomy places the organism in Eukaryota, Metazoa, Arthropoda, Insecta, Siphonaptera, Pulicidae. The record is from RefSeq and is a predicted model, not a curated record. Gene Ontology annotation, cellular component: nucleus.